AUGUUUGGCGAAGCACUCGCCACCUUCAAUGCAGAUGAGGUUGAGAGCAAAUCCGUCAAGUCCCUUAAGACAGAAUUGGCCAAGCGAAUCGGUGUCCCCAGAUUUCGGCAAAGAUGGUUCAACGAGGCCGGCCAUGAGUUGACUGAUGCGAGCGUUAUUUCUGCAGAUGUACAGCUUAUAGUUCUGGGUUUCUGGGCAACUGAAGGUGAACAUUCCUGCAAGCUCGUUUCCGCAUGUUCCAAGAAUCACUGGCGUGAAGUCGAAGAGCAGCUGCAGCUGCCCGUUACGCCAGACGCAGCAAAUAAACACGGAAGGACAGCAUUGCACGUUGCGGCGGUGGCCGGCCAUGAGCAAUGCGUUUCUUUGCUUCUGGAAGCAGCGGCCAGCUGUGACAAGACAGAUCGGUUCGGACAGACUGCUUUGCAUUUGGCAGCUGAAAAGGGCCAUCGGGAAGUGGUGCAGCUGCUACUUCAAGAACUGGGGCCACUGCUUUACACUUCGCAGCUGAGCAUGGCCACCGGAAAAUUCUGCGGCUGUUGCUCCAAGCUGCUGGUGAUAAAGAUAAAGCCAAAAAGGAUGGAGUGA
Molecule: messenger RNA, 585 nt
Organism: Durusdinium trenchii
Lineage: Eukaryota; Dinophyceae; Suessiales; Symbiodiniaceae
Source: the annotation of a GenBank genome assembly